Messenger RNA from Dromiciops gliroides (monito del monte), 969 nucleotides. Its product is annotated as olfactory receptor 6C74-like. The record is from RefSeq and is a predicted model, not a curated record. Gene Ontology annotation, cellular component: membrane. Bases 31 to 969 code for a protein of 312 amino acids. Gene Ontology annotation, biological process: G protein-coupled receptor signaling pathway. NCBI's taxonomy places the organism in Eukaryota, Metazoa, Chordata, Mammalia, Microbiotheria, Microbiotheriidae. The transcript is spliced from 2 exons. Gene Ontology annotation, molecular function: olfactory receptor activity; G protein-coupled receptor activity.
AUACAAAUAUUGAUUAAUUCACCAACAAAGAUGAGAAAUCACACAGGAACAACAGCAUUCAUCCUCCAGGGACUGACAGAUGACCCAAAGUUGCAGAUUUUUAUUUUUAUAUUUCUGUUUUUCAACUACUUGUUAAGUAUAACUGGAAACCUGACCAUUAUCACACUCACCUUGAUGGGUCCCCACCUGAAAACUCCCAUGUAUUUUUUUCUCAGAAACUUCUCCUUCUUAGAAGUCUCACUCACAUCUUCCUGCAUUCCCAGAUACCUCUACAGCAUGUCAACUGGAGAUAAAACAAUCUCUUAUAAUGCCUGUGUCACACAAGUAUUUUUUGUCAUCUUUCUUGGGGCAGCAGAGUUCUUCCUCCUGGCUACCAUGUCCUAUGAUCGCUAUGUGGCCAUCUGCAAACCUCUGCAUUACACAACAAUCAUGAACAACAAAGUCUGUAACCAGCUCCUGGUGAGUUCUUGGCUGGCUGGGCUGAUGAUCAUCCUCCCACCACUGAUCAUGGGUCUUGAUUUGGAAUUCUGUGACUCCAAUGUUGUUGACCAUUUUUACUGUGAUACAUUUCCUCUGUUAGAGAUUUCAUGCACAGACACACAGUUGAUAGAGGGAGUGGGUUUAAUCGAUGCAAUAUUGACACUCAUCAUCACCUUACUCUUAGUGGUUUUGUCUUAUGCCUCCAUUGUCAGGACUAUUCUGAAAUUCCCCUCUGCCCAGCAAAGGAAAAAGGCCUUUUCCACUUGCUCCUCGCACAUGAUUGUUGUCUCCAUCUCUUAUGGCAGCUGCAUCUUCAUGUACAUCAAACCUUCUGGAAAAGAAGGGGUGGCUUUGAACAAGGUGGUGUCAAUUUUCAUGUCCUCUGUUGACCCAGUGAUGAACCCUUUUAUUUACACCCUGAGGAACAGACAAGUUAAACAUGCCUUUAAGAACACAGUCAAAAAGAUUGCAAAUUUCACAAAGCAGUGA